This is a messenger RNA of Drosophila eugracilis, 1157 nucleotides long. Its product is annotated as queuosine salvage protein. The record is from RefSeq and is a predicted model, not a curated record. Lineage: Eukaryota; Metazoa; Arthropoda; Insecta; Diptera; Drosophilidae. The transcript is spliced from 2 exons. Bases 90 to 1124 code for a protein of 344 amino acids.
AGUUAGAAAUCUCCUAAAUAACACAAGCGCCUGUUCCAGCGCCAAAAGUAGCGACGUCCUUAGUUAAAAACUUUUAUGAAAUUGUAGAAAUGUCUAACGCAAAACUUAAUCCCCGGCAAUCUGGAGCUUUUAUCGUAGAGCAUGCUCAACACGUUCGAAUUAUACCCGCCGGCAUUGAAAAACUAACGCAAGAAAUCGUCAAAGGACUGAAAGAAAAGCGCAUUGCUGUGGAAAACUUCUCGCAACACGAAUUGCACCCUAAUCCGAAUACAAAUCAGGAUGAUUAUUCUAAAGCAGCCGAUUGGGUAUUUGUGCUGGACACCCUCAACUUUUGCUUCUGGACACCAAAUAACUAUACCAAAUACAAGGUUGAUGGCUAUACCGGCUACUUUGCUCUUUGCGCCGCUAUUAAGAGAGCCAUUAAAGAAGGUUUGGAUGUAAUCAAUCCCAAGUUCUAUUCUGAUAUUGAUCUAAAAACGCUGAAGAGCAUUUUUCGUUCUGACGAUGGGGAUACUGAGAUUCCCCUUAUUGAAAAACGUCUUGAGGCGCUUCAUGAAGUGGGAAAAGUUGUUAUUGAGAAAUACGAUGGAAAAUUUGAGAAUAUUAUUAAGAAAGCCGAGAAAUCUGCUGUGAGCUUACUGAAUCUCAUUGUGGAGGAGUUUCCCUGUUUCCGCGAUGAGGCGGAAUUCGCUGGGAAAAGAGUUUCCAUCUUAAAGCGAGCCCAGAUUCUAGUGGCCGAUGUCUGGUCCUGCUAUAGGGGUCAAGGUCUUGGCUAUUUCAAGGACAUUGAGCAGAUAACGAUGUUCGCUGACUAUCGCGUUCCUCAGGUGCUGGUGCACUUUGGAAGCUUGGAGUAUUCCCAUGAGUUAAUGGAGUUCCUAAAGUCGGACACUAUUCUGGAAAACGGCGAUCCCAGGGAGGUGGAAAUACGAGGCGCAUCUAUAUACAUCAUUGAACAAGUCAGGGAUGCGGUAAUAAAAGUACUCCAGGAGCAGCACCCCGAGAUCUCACUUGAUAAUGUAAACUCCAUUGUGAUCGACCAAUACCUGUGGGACUACCGGCGUCAGCAUAAUGCCGACUUGGAGCACAUCCCCUUCCACAAGGUUGUGAGCAUCUACUACUAAUCAGUGGGCAAAUAAAGACGGAUAUUUGUUAAA